CCGCAUCGUAUAUAACAACUUCCGACUUGUAACCCACGUGUUGAAAAGUGCUCGGAUCUGACUUGCACAAGAUAUUGGGUGUUUUAUAUGAUAGCUGGUAUACAGUGACGUGAGCGAGGAUGGCGACGUCUCUAGCCCGUCAGCUGCAGCAGUUGGCUGUCCCUCACACACAGGCCAUACUCGGGGAAGACAAGCGGAAAGUCUCUCUUCUCUUCGACCCCAAAGAUGCUGCUACAUUUGAUAAAGAAACCUUCUAUGCCCUUGGUGUGAAUGGUAUUGAGGAGCUGGAGGGUAUUGAUCCCUCCUUCCUGGACUUCCAUGAGAGUCUAUUCAGCGAGGGCUCCCUCACCUUCGAGAGAAGCGUCCAAUCCAAGGAAGUCAACAAAAAACUCAACACCGUCAUCUCCAAAUUUCUGCUGAAACUAUCUCCAUUUUUCUUACUCAAGGCAGCCCAAAAGUCUGUUGAAUGGUUAAUUCAGAGAUAUCACAUCCACUUCUACAACGUGGAUGACCUGAUGAUGUGUAUCCUGCCCUAUCACGACACGAAGAUCUUCGUCCGAGCUGUCCAGUUGCUGGAUCUCAACAACAAGGAUGUCCGACACUGGAGCUGGCUGCAGUCCAUACAGAAACCCGGAGUGCACCUAGCAAGGUCCACCUUGAUCAGCCAUUGUUGGAAGAACACAGCCUUCCUCUCUUUCCUCUGUGAUAUGGUGCCGAAGUUUGUAAAGGCCAAUGAGGAUGCAGAAGACACCAACAGCCCUCAGUUUCUGAAGACUGUCUUCUCCUUCUAUGCAAUGACUGUCAUAUCUGUGCUGGACGUCUACAAAGUCAAUGAACGUCUGCUGUCUGUUCUCAUUGAGCCAAUAGGACGAGGCCUACAGUCUCGAAUUCGAGCCUAUCAGGCAGCCUCUUACAUGAUCAUGGCAGAGCUGUUUCACAAGGCAAAGGUCAAGAAGGACCUAUCAGAAACCUUCAUACAUCUUGUCUGCAAAUUCAUCAACCCCCAGAUGGCUACAGAGGCGGUCACCUGCAUCCUCAUCAUAUUUCAGACUCAAGAUGUCACCAAACUGCAUAAGAAGAAUUUCAAGUACCUCUCCCGCCAGCCCACCCUCGCAUCAGUCAUCAAGAAGCUGUCAGAAACCUACAACGUCCAGCCUCUUCUGCAGCCUCUCCUCGGGAACCUUGUGCCUGCAGCAUUCAAAGAGUCCGCUCUCAACAUCAUCAGCAGCGACAGCAGCGAAGACGAGGGUGGACCACGACCACAGCUCAUGUCACUGCUGCAGGAUCUCUUGACGAACGUGGCACUGCAGGAGAAUACCGCCAUUGGUGUGGCAAAAAACGUCCUGCGUAACUUCAUCUCGAACCUUCUGCGCGACCAGGACCACCAAGAGUCUCACCACACCACCGUCCGAGGCAUCGUCAGGCAGCUGGAGGCCAAGUACCCGAAUGCUCUGGAUAUUGCCACGGAUGAUGUGAUGCUGUCCACAAGUUGCCAGGAAGAGAAAGAAGCCAUCACUUCCUUCCUGAACUUGUCGGCCAUGACAACCCAGCACCAGAUCCUCCCUGACAACAGCACCAGUCUUGUCCUGUGUCUCAACCACCGACAGGCCUCGGUCAGACAGAGUGCCGUCACCUACAUGCUUGAACACAUGGGGAAGCUUGAGGACACUGACUUCAUUUCCGAGUCAGUACUGGCACGACUGCGAGAUGACAACCCGGAGAUCGUGAAGAUGAUUCUGCAGUAUGAGAAGCUGCUUGAUCUGGUGGAUGACAAGGCAGAGCUCCAGAGUUGUCUGCUGCAGCUGCUCCAGACGUACAGCACACCACCAAGCAGCCCCAUGUGCCCCUACAUCCUCAAGUGGGUGUGUGAGGAGAAGGCUGUCUCGGAGGACGUCGCCCUGGUCGCUGUGGUAACUCACCUCUUCCUCCUGUCAGGGCACAUGUCCCAGGUCGACCUGGUCAAGCAGGUGUUUGAGUCAUCCCUGGCCAAGAGGAACAAGCUUCUCAAAGCAUUAAAGAAAGAUUGGUUGCCUUCUUUCUUGAAAGUUGUUGGGUCCGGUCGCUCUGUGGACAGUUUUGUUGGUAUGAAUGAGAUGCUGACAAAGUGUCUCGGUCAGGCGAUGCUGGGGUGUCAUGGCUCUGACUCCGUGAAACAGUUCCGAGCUCUGUAUGAUCUGAAAGACUCUUCUCCGAGACUGGGUGCUUUCACAUGCCUGGUGAUGACGGCCAUGUGUGAAUCUAUGACCACUACUGAUGAUGACAAGCUGAAGAUACAACUUGGCCUUGAGCUGCUCCACAUUGUGCAGAAGGUCACACUGGACAAGAAGCUGAUGUCCACCAAGCACACCAUCUCCUCAUCGGGGAAGAUAUCUCUCAAGUCUGUCCUGCAGAGCUGUGUGGUCAACUUCAAGAAGAACGGCAAGAUUCCCCCCGAGGUGAUGGUGCACCUGCUGAGGCAGCUGAUCAGGUCGAUGACCGUACCAGAGGAGCUGUUGAAAACAGACUUCUGGUGUUUCCAUGGUGAUGGGAGGAAGGUGGAUGAUUGGCUGAAGACAGUGGUCCAGCUGUUUAACCUACUGCUAGAUCUCGUGGAUGAACAUGCUACCCGAGCACAUGGGAAGAGCCUGGUUGCUGCUUUGAUGAAAACUGUUUUCCCUGACAAGCUGCAGCUGCUGAAGCUGUUCUGCCUGCUAUGGACCCAGCAUGCCAACCCGCACAGAGCGGAGCUGGACCUGUCCGAGCCCCUCCAGGCCCGGGCUCUCUGUCUCGGCUUCAUGCAGCUGCAGGCCAUAGAGGAGAAGACAGCUGUGCAGGUCCUCGACAGACCAGGCCCAGUGUUGUGCAGUCUGCUGGUGGUGUUCUCCAGCCCCCAUGAUCGGCUCCGGGAGCUCGCUCUACACUGCCUCGGCACUCUCUACAAGCAGUGUGGCACAAAUACCGCCCUGUACAAGUCACUCCUGGAGACUGUCCUACUGAGUCAGGAGGAGCUGUGCAGUGAUCCAACCUACAUGGCACAGGUGUUUGUAAACAUGAUCGAAAAGACGGUGGCAAAAGAAAAGAUGUCUUCUCCCAAACAGCGACGCAGGAGGUCACGCUCACAUUCCUUUGUAUCAGGGGCUGUCGAAAACUUAUUGGAGGUUCUAGUUACCAAGACAACGCCCCUAUGGAUCGUCAGACCACUUCUUGGAAUCUUCCAUUCUGUCAACAAUGUGGAAAACAUGACACAGUUACUUCCCUUACUUGACCGUCUGCUCCAAGUCCCUGAGGACAAGUUUGGUGGCUUGGAGCUGGAUUGUGUGGAACUGCUGCUAGGCAGGUACACCUCGGAGACCAUCGCCUGUGUCCAGGAUGCCAGUCUGCCUCUCAACGUCCUUGUGAAGGCCAUUGAGUCGCCACUCAACCCAGUGCAGUCCGGCCGAUCGGUUGCAGAGAUGGCCAUUGAUCAGAUAAGUCGUGAAGUGUACGAUGGUCUACCUACCAGAUCAGUACAACAGGCCAUCCUAAGCAGCCUCUUCACUGCCUGGCUCAACACCGCCAACAUCAACGUGUCCAACAGCGUCCGCAAGACUGUCAAGAAAACUCUUCAUCUUCAAGCAGAACAUAUUAUAUCUGAACUGAAACCAGUUCUACAGAUAUCAACUGCUCGCAAAGUCCGAGAAGCUAAACGACAGAGAAAGCUUCCAGAGGAGGAGAGCAGCACACUAGCUGUGUUUGAUCGUCCUGAGUGGCAGCGAGUGGUCAUCAUCCUGGAGGCUGUCCAGGACAAGAAGAAGCUGGACAACAGAGCCCAACUCAUCCCCGUCUGCUUCCAGGUCCUGGCCAAAGCGCUUGACCUGGAGGACCACAACAGUGCGGAGUACAUUAAGCAGUUGCUGCUGACCACCAUCUACAACCUGUGUAACAGGUUCAACACUGACCAGGAUGGAGGUUCCAUCCCCGAGGAACACUUCAGCAUGGAGCUGAUCGUUCAGUGUAUCCGGACAUCGGACAACCCACAGACUCAUCAUCAGGCCCUGCUCGUGCUGACUGUGUCCGCCAAGAUAUGCCCAGAGCACCUGCUGCACAACAUCAUGACAGUGUUCACCUUCAUGGGCGCCAACAUCCUGCGCCAGGACGACAGCUACAGCUUCCACGUCAUCAGCAAGAUCCUGGAGAACGUCAUCCCCGCACUCAUCAGUACAUGUGAAGGGAAAUCCUCUCCUCGGAAAUCUAGUCUGACUAGCAAACCAGAGGAGGUCAUCACCAUGGUGAUGCGUGUCUUCGUCGACGCCUAUCCCUAUAUCCCACAACAUAGGAAGUUGAUGCUGUACACAAAGCUGGUGAGGAUUGUGGGACAGAAGCAAUACCUGUGGAGAUGCCUGCUUCUGUUUAUCGAGCAUGUGGUGACGCGGGAGCGUAGCGCCAGGCCGGACGACUCCCAUCUCGUUCUGGAAGAGAAGAUGUCGGGACCUAUAGCACCUGCGGAACUAGAAUUCAUCCUGAGUCUGUCAACCUCCUUCUCACCAGCAACCCAGCUUAUGGCGGCCCGGGAUGCUAUUGUGUAUAUCUCCCAGCUGCCGGAUGACAAAGAUGACACAGUGAUCAAGGCUAAAAGUGUGCCUCAGUCCCUGGGGUCCUUGAAGAAGGAGGACAGUGAGAUCUUCAGUGUACCCUUCCACACUGCCAAGCAGCUGCGGCACUUCAAGUAUGCUGGCGUCCAUCUGUUCGUCGCCCUCCUCUCUCAUCAGCAGUUUGUGUCACAGGUUGCAGCCAAGGAGGGGAAGAAAUCACUGCAGAAGAACUUUGAGUCUCUUCUUGAGACGCUUCUCCAGUACAUCAGCCAGAUCUCCAGGACUGUGGACAAGCACCAGAACAAACCCACCUCUCGCUUCUGGAAGGCCUACCUCCACAAGGCUUAUGACAUGAUCGAUAAGAUCGCCUGCCUGCUGCGGGACCACGUGUUUGUGGAGGUGAUAUCGGGGCUGCUGAAGCACGGCCUGCCCACUGUCCAGCGCAAGGCCAUGGAGCUCCUCAACUCACGCCUCCAGCAGGUCAAGGACGUUGUGGAUAAGGAACAGGAGAAAAUCAUGAUGGGGCUGGUUGAUGAACUGUCUGCCAUAGUGAAACAGACAACUCUGGACUCCGAUGACCUUGAGGAGACAGGGGUCAAUGGUCAGACAGCUCUCUACAGCCUGAAGGUGUUGUGUCGUCUGCUGGGCACUAAACACCCUGACAGGUUUAUCAAGGUUCUGCAGCUCACUUGCAAGGUCCUGACCAAGAGGAAGGACAGCCCUAAUGUGUUGGCGUGUGCACUGCUGUGUGUUGGGGAGAUCUCGGCCGACCUCAAGGUCCAUGUCAUCCCCCACCUCCCCACGUUCAUGCCCAAACUCCUCAAGAUCCUGGGCCGCACUGAAGAGCUGGCUGGGAAUGAGCUGCUGCUGCAGAGUUGUGUGACGGUCGUCAACAAGGUGGUGGAGAAUCUGCCGCACUUCCUCAGCCCCUACAUCCUGGACAUCACCAAACAUUACUGUCUCCUGUCUGGAGGGGAAUCUCCUCAGAAGCCACAAGUUCAGCAGCGUCUUCUAGCCAUUCGUCACGCGAUGGCCACAGUUCUACCAACACGUGUCAUCCUUCCAACCGUUGUGUCAUGCUACGAGUACCUGGUGGAAGAACAUCAAGAAUGUGUGGAGUGUCUCAUGUCUCUGCUGGAGGCCCACAUCAAGGAGAUGAACCGAGAGGACCUUGCCAGCUUCCACAACGAGAUCCUUGCCUUCUUCUUCAUCUGUCUCGACUUCAGGUCAAACUAUCCCAAGGAAUCACUGAGCAGGAUAAACCAGAUUGAAGACUCGGUGAUCAACACAGUCAUCUGUAUGGUGAUGAAGAUGUCGGAGGCAACUUUCAGACCCAUGCUCUUCAAGGUGUUUGACUGGGCAACCCGACAAGAUGACACGAAGAUGCGGGUCCUGGUGUUCUACAGGCUGGCAGACAGACUGGCGGAGAAGUUGAAGAGUCUGUUCACGUUGUUUGCCGGGUACAUUGUGAAGCAUGCUGCAGAGGUCCUGGACCAGAACAACACCAGUAAAGGAGAUGGCAGGUACUUCGGGAAGGGCAAGCGGUCCAGGAAGAUGUCUUCCCAGCUGUUGUCCUGUGUGCUGGACACUCUAUACAAGUGCUUCCUUCAUGACAGUGACGGCUUUGUGACAGUCGAGAGGUUCGACACACUCAUGCAGCCAAUCAUUGACCAGAUUGAGAACACCCAGGGAGAUGAGGAGAAGUACAAGAGUCGAGUUUCUCAGAAUCUGGUUCCAUGUAUCGGCCAGUUUGCUGUGGCAGCUCGAGAUGACUCCCUCUGGAAAUCCAUGAACUACCAGAUCCUUCUGAAGACAAGGAACCCCUCCCCCCAGGUCAAGUUUGCCUCCCUGGAUGUAAUAGAAGAGUUCCACAAGAAGCUUCUGGACGACUUCCUGCCACUGCUGCCCGAGACCAUUCCUUUCCUCGCGGAACUCAUGGAGGAUGAAAACGAGGAAGUUGAAAAACGCUGCCAGACUGUCAUAGCUGACAUGGAGAGGACCCUGGGAGAGCCUCUACAGAAAUACUUCUAAGUGGAGCAUGGCUGCUCCUCCUGCAGCCAGUGUUAACAUCAUCAGCUUUGGUAAUAAAAGAUUUAUAAAAA
This is a messenger RNA of Haliotis rufescens (red abalone), 6652 nucleotides long. Its product is annotated as HEAT repeat-containing protein 1-like. Lineage: Eukaryota; Metazoa; Mollusca; Gastropoda; Lepetellida; Haliotidae. Gene Ontology annotation, molecular function: snoRNA binding. The record is from RefSeq and is a predicted model, not a curated record. The transcript has 45 exons. The coding region runs from base 120 to 6581 and encodes 2153 amino acids. Gene Ontology annotation, cellular component: t-UTP complex; 90S preribosome; small-subunit processome. Gene Ontology annotation, biological process: maturation of SSU-rRNA from tricistronic rRNA transcript (SSU-rRNA, 5.8S rRNA, LSU-rRNA); positive regulation of transcription by RNA polymerase I.